AUGGCGGCUCUGGAAGACUGGGAAGCCUCAAAGGAGCCACAGCGCUUCAUGCAGGGUGACCCAUCCCAGCAGCUCUUACCACAGGGAACAGAGCAAUCAUCUCCUGGAAACUCUAAUGGGACUGGUCCAGCCACCAAGCAAGACAUUCGUAAUCUGCUAAAAGAUGUUCAGAAACUGCUGGCAGCUGACAUUGAGGUGAUUGAGGCCAAUCUGCAGGUGGUCACGGAUAGGGUGCAUACAUUGGAGGAGGAUAUCGUGGAUAUACAGGAGG
This is a messenger RNA of Pelobates cultripes (western spadefoot toad), 271 nucleotides long. Lineage: Eukaryota; Metazoa; Chordata; Amphibia; Anura; Pelobatidae. The record is from the annotation of a GenBank genome assembly.